AUGAGCCACGAAAACGCCUUCCAUCCUUCGAGAAUGCAGAGCUUCUCUUUGCGAUGCCGCCCGUCGUCACUCUACCACGCGGCCGGGUCUGACGAGGAACCCGCUGCAGUGUCAACGCCAGCUGCAGGUCGGACCUCCGGAGUUGUCCAAGCAGUCCAACGCCGUGAAGGGAAGGCAUUCGCGGCUGGGCAGCCUGUCAGAUGCCGAGCUCUGCUGACUCGGCGAAGUUCGCGUUUACUUUUGGCUGGACGGUUGCAUUUACGCAGUCAUCAUGCCUUGACUUCGAUUGCCGCAGUCUUCCUCAUGUUCGCCGCGUACUGUCCGUCUCACAUUGACGACUUGGGUAAGUCAGGGAUGUUUUCUGCGAAAUGGGCAGAUGCGUUCAAACUUCACUCCUCCAAUACAGAGAGUGCACUUCUUCAGACGCACUCGCACUUGAUGAAAACCGACCCUAUCUUGCCUUCGGGGUCGGAGUGGAUUUGCCGAGAAGCGUACAACGACGAAGGCUGCGGUACGGGCCACAACGCCUCGCUCGGCACUACGGAAGCGUACUGUCAGGAAGAGGACUGCUGUCUGGCUUCCACAGAAAAGUGCACACGGAUUCCGGGGUUGUGCGCCGUUGACAGCUUCCUCCUGUCUCAGUACAGCUGGGGAAAGUGCAACUCGUCUCAGUGUGCGCGCUGCGGUCCGAACGCGACUUGCGGCUACAUCGCGAGCACGACAACCGUUCGAGGAGGUGUCUACUGCACCUGCAAGUCUCCCUUCGUGGGGACGGGCGCCUCAUGUGUGGUCGAGGCAUGCAAGGUGCGCAACCCGUGUGGCCAGGGAACUUGCGUCCCGACCUCGGAGGCGGGCAAGAGCUACAAGUGCGACUGCAAGCCAGGGUACACCGAAGUGUCGACUGGCACUUCCUUCUCGACAUGCGUGGACAUCUGCAAGCAAUACGGCUGCGGGUCAGAAGGCGUCCAGACGUGCAUCGGGGGCAUCGACUCGCACAAGUGCGUCUGCAAACAGGGCUACCGCUUGAGCGAAGAUACUGCGCGCCAGCGGUGCGUGAAAAACGACCCGUGCACCAUCAAUCCUUGUGGCCCUUCCUCGGCAGUGGAAAAGUGCGAGUCUCAAGAAAACGGGAUCGAGUACAAGUGCACCUGCAAGGUCGGUCACGUCGUCCGGUACGUCAACGGCACACAAGUCUGUCUUGAAGAGGGGAAACCGUGCAGCCCUCCAGCCUGCUCUGUGGAUCCGCCUGCCACCACUGCUACCUCGACUUCGAAACCCACGAACCAGAGCAGCGGAAAUGACGGCGAAGGGGUAAACGCCGGCGCAAUUGCUGGCGGGGUCAUUGGGGGCGUCGUCGGCAUCGGGAUCUGUGGCGCUGGGGCGUUUUUCUUCAUGAAAAAGUCGCAACACUGA
Toxoplasma gondii ME49 is the source of this 1413-nucleotide messenger RNA. Its product is annotated as microneme protein, putative. NCBI's taxonomy places the organism in Eukaryota, Apicomplexa, Conoidasida, Eucoccidiorida, Sarcocystidae. The record is from RefSeq and is a predicted model, not a curated record. The transcript has a single exon. Bases 1 to 1413 code for a protein of 470 amino acids.